UUCAGGGCGUGACAAGGCCGCGUCUCGGCCUUCAAAGCGCCUCCCGGAGCGGAACAAAGAUGGCGGGCGGCGUUCGCACGCCCAUAAUGCUCCGCGGGAGGCCCAGGCGACCGGGCGGUUCUUCCGGACUCGGGGCGGCGGCGGCCUCAGCUGGGCAUCGCUGAGAGAGAGAGGGCGAGGGGACCGAAACCUAUGUGAGAGAAAGAGGGAACGGAAGGGCUUGUCCGUCGGUUCCCUUCGUCCCUUCUGCUGGAGGAGGAGGAGCAGAGCCAUGAGGCGCCGGGUGCCGCCGACCUCCUUCCCGCUCCUCGCCCUGCUUCUUCUCCUGUUGGUGCUCGGGGCUCCCGAGUUGGGGGCGCUGAGGCACCCGACCGCCCCUUCCCCUCGGCCCGCCCCACAGCACCGGGGUAGGCACCGGCCGCCGCGAUACGAGAAUCUGGAAUCUGUUCUCUCAGAUUAUGAUAUUCUUUCGGUGUCAAACAUCCAACAGCACUCAGUAAGAAAGAGAGACCUGCAACCAGAAUCCCAUAUAGAGAAACUCAUAAGUUUUUCUGCAUUGCAUAGGCAUUUUAAAUUAUACUUAACUUCAACUGCGGACCAUUUCCCCAAAAACUUUCAAGCACUUAUAGUGAAUGGCCAAGGCAAGGAAACUGAAUAUCAAGUACAGUGGCAGGAAUUUUUUACAGGACAUGUUGUAGGUCAGAGCAACUCCAAAGUUACAGCACACAUAGGUGAAGACGACUUCACAGUGAGGAUCAACACUGAUGAAGAAGAAUAUAAUGUUGAGCCCUUGUGGAGGUUUCUCAAUAAUACACAAGAUGAAAGACUUUUGGUCUACAGAUCAGAAGACAUCAAGGAUUUCUCACGAUUGCAGUCCCCAAAAGUAUGUGGCUAUGUUAAAAUGGAAGAGGAGGAGGAGCUUUUGGGUGGAGGGCUAAAGGAGAGUAAAUUAAAUAAAGCAGAUGUCCCUCGAAGAAAAAGAGCCACCCCAGACCCCUUGAAGAAUACCUGCAGGAUAUUGGUGGUGGCAGAUUAUCGCUUCUUUAAGAACAUGGGCCGUGGGGAGGAAAGUACUACAAUUAACUAUUUGAUUGAAUUAAUAGACAGAGUGGAUGACAUCUAUCGAAAUACAUCGUGGGAUAAUGCAGACUUCAAAGAUUAUGGCAUUCAGAUAGAUCAGAUUAUUGUUCACAAUGAGUCACAACCUGUACGUCCCGGGGGAAGACACUAUAAUAUGGCAAGAAGUCCUCGAGAUGAUGGUGAGGAUGCUUGGGAUGUGAAGGAGCUGCUGGAGCAAUUCAGUGCUGAUAUAGCGGAUAGAGCUGCUCGCGUGUGCCUUGCGCAUCUCUUUACCUACCAAGACUUUGCUCUGGGUACUCUUGGACUGGCUUAUGUUGGAUCUCAAAGGCCAACCAGCCAUGGAGGCAUCUGCCCAAAAGCUUUUCCUAGUCCAACCGCUGGAAAGAAUGUAUACCUCAACAGUGGCUUAACCAGCACAAAGAACUAUGGCAAAACUAUCCUUACAAAGGAAGCUGAUUUGGUUACAACUCACGAGCUGGGACACAACUUUGGGGCAGAGCAUGAUCCUGAUGGCUUGCCAGAAUGUGCCCCCACCGAAGAUCAGGGAGGAAAAUAUGUUAUGUACCCAAUUGCUGUGAGUGGAGAUCAUGAAAACAAUAAGAUGUUUUCAAGCUGCAGUAAAGAAUCCAUCCUUCGGACUAUUGAAGCCAAGGCACCAGAAUGCUUCCAAGAGCGCAACAACAAAGUAUGUGGCAACUCCAGAGUGGAUGAAGACGAGGAAUGUGACCCAGGCCUCUUGCGUCUGUACAUUGAUCCUUGCUGCACAUCUGAGUGCAAGCUGAAGCCAAAUGCCAAAUGCAGUGAUCGCAAUAGCCCCUGUUGUAAAGGAUGCCAAUUCGAAAGUGCACAGAAAAAGUGCCAGGAAGCCAUCAAUGCCACCUGUAAAGGAGAGUCCUAUUGCACAGGCAAUAGCAGUGAAUGUCCUCCCCCAGGGAAUGCCCCAGAUUACACUGUCUGUGUGGAUUUGGGCAAGUGCAAAGAUGGGGCAUGCAUACCCUUCUGUGAGUGGAAGAACCAGCGUUCAUGCGCCUGUAAUGAAACAGAUAACUCUUGCAAGGUCUGCUGUCGAGACGAGGGUGGGAGAUGCAGCCCAACUGUUGUCAACCAGAAUUUCCUGUAUUUGAGGAAAGGAAAGCCAUGCACUGUGGGAUUCUGUGACAUGAAUGGUAAAUGUGAGAAGCGUGUGCAGGAUGUGAUCGAGCGGCUUUGGGUUUUCAUUGAGCAGCUAAGCAUCAAUACGCUAGGAAAAUUUUUAGCAGACAACAUAGUAGGAUCUGUGCUUGUAUUCUCCUUAAUAUUUUGGAUUCCUCUAAGCAUUCUUGUACACUGUGUGGACAAGAAGCUGGAUAGGCAGUAUGAAGAGAACACCAAAUCUCUGUUUGGCCCCAGUAAUGUUGAGAUGUUGAGCAGCAUGGAUUCGGCCUCUGUUCGAAUUAUCAAGCCACCUCCUGCCGUGCCAUCGACUAGCCGGCUCCAGCCCUUGCAGCCUAUUGCACCAGUCUCUGUGGCAGCGGUGGUUCCGAAACUGGACCAUCAAAGAAUGGACACCAUUCAAGAGGAUCCCAGUACAGACUCUCACAUGGAGGAUGAUGAUUGCUUUGAUAAGGUUCCUUUCCCAAACAACAGCACAACUGCCAAGUCGUUUGAGGAUCUUACAGAUCAUCCUGUCACAAGGAGUGAGAAAGCAUCGUCCUUCAAACUACAACGCCAACAUAGAGUGGACAGCAAAGAAACGGAAUGCUAGUCUCUAGCUGCCUUUGGAGCUGUUAGCUCUGAUGUGCAAAAAUCAUGUUCAACUUGAUGAACUAAAGCCAUUUCAUUAUAGAAAUAUCUUGUAUGUGUAUAUAUUGUAUUGAAAAAUUGAAACAAGGAAGUGACCUACUGCAGAUGCUGGCCAUGUGUAUGAUCUUCUUUAGUUUCAGUGAGUGCUAUGUACACACACACACUCAAGUGUACUGAAACUUUUGAAUUUUUUCUUAUAGUCUUGAUUUGAACAUUUCCUUGAGCCUGUGGCAUAGAGGCAUAAUCUGCCUAAUACCAAUUGUUUUAUCUUAGUAUUUUUAUAAUGUGCCUUUUUGUAGUUGAAUAGCACUGCAAAGUUUUUAGAAUACAGAAGCCCCAAUAUGUAGUGAUUUACCUUCUUGUAUUAGUCUUCAGCAGUAUUUUUCUUGAAAAAUGAGGUAAACUACUAACACAGCAAAAUCUGAUGUUUUUCAUGGACGUUUGAAACAGGACUUUUAGUUAUGCAGUUUUUGACCAGAAGCUAGUAGAGACCUAAGCAAUGUUAAAAGUUCCAUUUAUUUCAGCUGGGCUUUAAGGUCACAUGACAGUGUCAUGGAUGAUGGCCUUUUUCUACAAAACCAAGUGGGUAAAAUGUGCAUUGAAACUUUACUCCUUCAUCUGUGUGCAGAGAUAAUUUUAUUCUAGCAAAUUGCUGCCUGCCAAAAUUUAACAGAUUAAAAAUAAUGCUGCUGAUCA
Molecule: messenger RNA, 3558 nt
Organism: Lacerta agilis (Sand lizard)
Lineage: Eukaryota; Metazoa; Chordata; Lepidosauria; Squamata; Lacertidae
Gene: ADAM17
Product: ADAM metallopeptidase domain 17
Exons: 19
Coding region: 272-2824 (850 amino acids)
Biological process (GO): Notch signaling pathway; membrane protein ectodomain proteolysis
Cellular component (GO): plasma membrane
Molecular function (GO): metalloendopeptidase activity
Source: RefSeq, a predicted model, not a curated record